UUGGCAGCACUCGUCCUCAGAAACAGGUGACGCAUUAACAAUUUUGCGUUUGUCAUAAAUAAGUUAAGACAAAGGGCGAGUUUUAAUUGUGAAUUCCGGGAUAUUGUACACUUUUAAGAAACAUGUCUUCUAGAAGAAAGGUCCUCCUCAAAGUAAUCAUCUUGGGCGAUAGCGGUGUGGGCAAAACAUCGCUAAUGAACCAGUUCGUGAACAAGAAAUUCUCUAACCAGUACAAGGCAACAAUAGGAGCAGAUUUUCUCACGAAAGAGGUAAUCGUCGAUGAUAGAAUCGUCACAAUGCAGAUUUGGGAUACUGCAGGGCAGGAGCGUUUCCAAUCAUUGGGAGUGGCGUUUUAUCGCGGGGCGGAUUGUUGCGUCUUAGUUUUUGACGUAACUGCCCCCAACACAUUUAAGUCCUUAGAGAGCUGGCGAGAUGAAUUCCUGAUACAGGCUUCACCGCGUGACCCAGAGAAUUUUCCUUUCCUCAUAUUAGGUAAUAAGGUUGACUUGGAAAAUCGCGCUGUGACUCUUAAGCGCGCACAACAAUGGUGUCAGAGCAAAAAUGAUAUCCCAUUCUAUGAGACGAGUGCCAAAGAAGCUGUGAAUGUGGAACUAGCGUUCCAGGAAAUCGCCCGCCGUGCCCUGGCCCAGGAGACGGAGACGGAGCUGUACAAUGAGUUCCCUGACCAGAUAAAGCUGAAUGCCAACGACUACAGCCGUGACCGCGAACGGGACCACUGUGCUUGCUAAACCUCGCAGCAAGCAAUUUGUGCUCUUGCUAAUUCAUUUCUCAUUUUUUAUUCAUUAAAUACCUAUUACAAAAAGUAUAUUUAAUAUUAUGGUGUAAGUAAUGUCUUUCAUUAUGUCAUUGUCUUGUAAAGAUGUGUUGCAAUGAUACUAAUGAAAUACAUGGAUUUAAUUUGUUUGUUGAGCACAUGCCACUAAAAUGGUUUAAUACAUGUAUGUAACAGUGCACUAUUUUGCAUUUCAUAUUUUGGCUCAGCUUUUACAUUCAUUGUCUGAUCUGCCUGUUCAAGGGUGUACAUAGAUUUUACUAUAAUAGCAAGGUGAAUUGUGUUCUUGAACAUUUAAUUCACUUUACUAAAUAUGUCUUUGUCUAAGGAUAAUAUUAAAGCUUGUUUUUUGUUGUAUUUGUCUAGCUUGGAAUACCGAUUACAAAGAUUAUACAAAUGGCAUUUCUGCCUUUGGAGUAAUAAAGCAAUAUUUAAGUAGGCCUCGUAGUAUAUUUAUACCAGAGUUGUUUAUAUUGCACAGGGUUUUUGCACCUCAUUUUUAGUUGCAAUGUUAGCAAUAAAAUAAAUUUUGAAAAAAAUUGCAUGUGAUGUGUUCCUUAUGAAUAACUGAACUCAGCAUACCAAACAAGUGUACUUACAUCUGCAAUAAAUAGUUAAACAAAUAGUCCAAGUAAUGUAAGAGGUAAAAAAAUCUUGAUAUACAAAUAAUCUUUUGAUUCCUUGACUGGUUGGCUCUCAUAUUGAGCAAUGAAUAAGCUGGGUUGAGCAUCUGACAAUGACACUAUAGAGAUAGCAAUAUUGAAUAUUUUCACCUACAAACUCUGGAAAAAUAUAUUUUUAAAAGUUGUGCUGGCUAGUGGCAAAUUUUAUUUUCAUAGAUGUAUAUUGGUUUGAUUUAUAACAAUGUUGCACACUGUAUUUUAGAAGAACUAAACAUAAAAAUCUGCCGAAUUCAGCUUGUAGUAAAUAACACAUGAGCUGAAAGUGUUUGCUUUGGUUGUUUAUCACUCCUACCAACAGCAUAGGGUAAAACAUUAUUACUAGUAGAGCUCAUACACAUCAGUGGCCAUUCUAGAACUGAAUUUCCACAAUGUUGUCUAAUAUAAUGCAGUUAAACACUAUCAAAAGUUCUUGAAGGAAAAGUAAGUCAAAGUAACUCCAGCUUGCCUACAAAUAUUUAUAACAUUCUGCCACAUCCAAGGAAUAAAUAUAACAACAAGUGUUUGAUGGGGUAAAUAUAAUAAUGGACGCAUUCCAUUUUAUGUCAGCUCUAUAAGGUAGUAAAUCAAUUAACUCAUUUUAAUUAUUAUUGUUACACAAAACUGUUUGUGUAUAUAUGGAAUAUUGUGUUAGGGUUAAGUAGUUAAUCAUAACUUGAUAUAAUGCUAUAAUUGUUCAAGUUAUAUUUCAUUAAGGCCAUUAUAAGAACAAAAAAAAGUUUUUGUAAAGGGAUGUAUAAUUAUGUAACUGUAUACAUAAGUUAUUAGAAAGAGCCAUGGCCAAAUCAGGAUUAACAAUUCUGCCUUGUACUAUUUACAGACGGCUUGAUUCACGUGCCUAAUAAAUUAAGCCCAAAUUAAAUCAUAAUUCUAGCAAAUGUUCAAGUACUUGCCAUUAUUAUUAACCAUAAGAUGAUUGGUGGCUGCUGAACAUUAAAAUAAAGUUGAACUUUAAGGCUAUAAAUACAAGGCUAUCCUUCAGUAGUUCCAAAAACCUACUCAUAAGUUCUAAUUACAUAUGAAUACCUAUUGUAUUGCUAAAAUACUGCUCUUGUUAUAUUGUCCUGAUAAUAAAAAUACAAUGUGUAACAUAAAGUCCUGUUAACCGUCAAAUCAAAAAUAAUUUUCAUUCAUGAGAUUUACGAGAGUUGGUCCGAAGUUUUUAGCUGCUCUGGCUCAACUCAUUAUUUGACCUGCGAUGAGUCGUCGGUGUUUAUCCCGGUCGCAUCCUCAGGUACUGUUUCGGAGUCUAUUAAUUAUUAUAAAAUGUUAUUGUGUGUCCGAUUUUUAUAAUUCUACUCUAUUCGUCACUUUCCCAGUCAGCUGCGCCUGCGCGUCAUCUAUGACAGAGUAGGUAAAUCGGUUAUACUCUUGAAUCAAAACAUAUUGCUGUAAGUGGUAGGUUUGCAGUGGUUUUUGUUAGACAUUGUGUUCCCAAAGACAGAAAAUUUAUUGCCUAUGAAAAAUUAUUGUUUAAUUGUUACAAUAUGCUUGUUCUAUUAACCUUUACAUUCAUUUGUAGAGUUAUUUUUACGUUUAGAUAAUAGAUAUACUAUACAUAUACCCAUAUUUGUUAAUUUGCAUGAGGUUUAACACCAUAUAUUAUUAAUAACCAUUAAUACUUUUUACGCAGUAGCUAUAUGGAGUAUUAUAUAUUAUGGUUUAUACAUUCUUUAUAUAAAAAUAUUCUUUCUAGGAUAUUAAAAAAAGGUAGUUACAUAGUAUGAUGUAUGCUGUAAUAAUGGUUGCUUUUGACUUUAUAUCAAUAAACAGAUAAAAACCCAUAA
This is a messenger RNA of Cydia fagiglandana, 3260 nucleotides long. RefSeq names its product ras-related protein rab7 (gene Rab7). Gene Ontology annotation, cellular component: late endosome; lysosome; phagocytic vesicle. Gene Ontology annotation, biological process: endosome to lysosome transport; phagosome-lysosome fusion. NCBI's taxonomy places the organism in Eukaryota, Metazoa, Arthropoda, Insecta, Lepidoptera, Tortricidae. Bases 123 to 749 code for a protein of 208 amino acids. The record is from RefSeq and is a predicted model, not a curated record. Gene Ontology annotation, molecular function: GTP binding; GTPase activity. The transcript has a single exon.